CAGACCCCUUGACACCCGCACCCGGCGCUGGCGCAGCGCGCUCUAGACCCGGGCUCCGUGCGCAGUUGUCCGCCCGACGCUCCUACUCGCGCCGUUCUCCGGGACCCUUUGCCCGGUCGCUGGACUCCAAGUGACCUUAGGUCCUCAGGCGGCAGUGAACCCCAUGGCCCCCCAGGGGGCUGAAGUAGGAAAAGCCUGAGUACCCUCAGACGGCGCCCCGUCCACGCCCCUCCGGGCUGCGCGGCGGGAGUCUCGGGGAGCUAUGCUGAAGCCGGGUGGUGCGGAGGAAGCUGCGCAGCUCCUCCCUCGGCGCGCCCGCGCCCCAACGCCCGCAUCCGCGUCUAGACCCGUCGCCCUCGACGGCUCCCGGACUUCGGUCCGCCUAGGUCUUGCCUGCCUUCUGCUGCUGCUGCUACUGACGCUGCCCGCCCGCGUAGACACAUCCUGGUGGUACAUCGGGGCACUGGGGGCCCGAGUGAUCUGUGACAAUAUUCCUGGUUUGGUGAGUCGGCAGCGGCAGCUGUGCCAGCGCUACCCAGACAUCAUGCGCUCAGUGGGCGAGGGAGCCCGAGAAUGGAUCCGAGAGUGUCAGCACCAGUUCCGCCACCACCGCUGGAACUGCACCACCCUGGACCGGGACCACACUGUCUUUGGCCGUGUCAUGCUCAGAAGCAGUCGGGAGGCAGCAUUUGUGUAUGCCAUCUCAUCAGCCGGUGUGGUCCAUGCCAUCACUCGUGCAUGUAGCCAGGGUGAACUCAGUGUGUGCAGCUGUGACCCCUAUACCCGUGGCAGACACCAUGACCAACGAGGGGACUUUGACUGGGGUGGCUGCAGUGACAACAUCCACUAUGGCGUCCGCUUUGCCAAGGCCUUUGUGGAUGCUAAGGAGAAGAGACUGAAAGAUGCCCGGGCCCUCAUGAACUUACAUAAUAACCGCUGCGGCCGCACGGCUGUGCGGCGGUUUCUGAAGCUGGAGUGUAAGUGCCAUGGUGUGAGUGGCUCCUGUACUUUACGCACCUGCUGGCGUGCACUCUCAGACUUCCGCCGUACAGGUGAUUACCUGCGGCGACGCUACGAUGGGGCUGUGCAGGUAACGGCCACCCAGGAUGGUGCCAAUUUCACAGCAGCCCGCCAAGGCUAUCGCCGUGCCACCCGGACUGAUCUUGUCUAUUUUGACAACUCCCCAGACUACUGUGUCUUGGACAAGGCUGCAGGUUCCCUGGGCACUGCAGGCCGUGUCUGCAGCAAGACAUCUAAAGGAACCGAUGGGUGUGAAAUCAUGUGCUGUGGCCGAGGGUAUGACACAACCCGAGUCACCCGUGUCACCCAGUGUGAGUGCAAAUUCCACUGGUGCUGUGCUGUGCGGUGCAAGGAGUGCAGAAACACUGUGGACGUCCAUACCUGCAAGGCCCCCAAGAAGGCAGAAUGGCUGGACCAGACCUGAACACACAGAUACCUCACUCAUCCCCGCACUUCAGGCCUCCCAACUCAAAAGCACAAGAUCCUCGCAUGCACACCUUCCUCCACCCUUGACCAUGGGCUGCUACAGCUAUUUAAGGACUUGGAGAGUAAUCCAGAGGGACUGUGAUGUCCUGGCUGAUUCCACAGUCCUGGGAAGGAGUUGACAGGGGAUAUAAGAAACUGAGCGGCUCCCUGAUAUCCCCCUCUGGAGGCUUGAAGGGAAAGUAGAAGAGGUAGGGAGUCUUCAGAGUGAUGUGAGUUGCACUAAAGUAGAUGGUCCAGGCUCAUUUUAUCUUUCCCUUGCACUGGCUUUCUGACACUUUUGCAAGAGGAAGUCUACUUGGAGAGCUUUUUUUUUUGUUCUGAUCUGGCUGAAGGUAGAUGGGACGGAGAUGAACUGCAUGUCCCUUCCUUAGAAUCAGUUUGAGCAGACUGCCUGGUACCCAGAAGAAGAUCUUAGGCUAUAAUGUUCUCCUAGUACUGAAAGCCUGAGAUUGUUAGACAAGAGUUAGCCAUAGCAGACAAGAUUCAAUUCACAUGCUCAUAUGUUUAUAAACUGUUGUGUUUUGUAGGGGAAAAAACAUCAUUUACACAGUCAUUCAUUCUCUCUCUGUUCCAUCCUAUAUCAGACAACACUGCCACUUUUUCUCACUUGCUGCCUGUUCAAAUUGAGGUGGCCUGGUUCCUGUGCCUAGCAGGUGAUUAGAAGAGCCUGGGAUGCUCUUAAGAGGAAUUUAGUAAAUCUGGCUAGGUGUUGGGAUUUUUUUCCCAUGCAUGAUUCUGGAAGUUAGCCAGGUUAGGAAAACACUGAGUAAAUGACAGGUAACUCACAGAGAGUGGGAGAGUAAACAGGCCUGAUCUCAAGGGCCCACAAUGAGGUAUCAGUGCAUCCCAAGCAGGUAGGGAUCUCUGGCUUUGGUAACUCUUUACAAGAGGAUGCUAGCCUUUGAAGCUGGAAGCAGAAGCGAGUGGCUAGAUAGGGAAGGAGAGCUGAGGCUUGGGGCCAAAGUGGUAAACAGCUCAGAAGGCAGCCUUCCCCAUGUACACAACAAAUCUUUAUUUACUGAUUUUCCAAAUCCUGGUUAUUAUAAUUCACUCCACAUUUGGCGUAAAUAGAGGAGUAUUCCUUCUCUGUCACUACCCCUUGUCUGAUUAGGUUUGCAGUUAGAAAUAGCAGGCUUAGUAAGCUGGAGGGGUAGGACAAGGGGUCCCAGAACCCUUGGUGUCCUUUUUUUUUUCUUUUAUUUUUGAGUCUACUAUAGGCAUGUGUGCUCACCGAAG
This is a messenger RNA of Tupaia belangeri chinensis (Chinese tree shrew), 2742 nucleotides long. It is a transcript of the gene WNT2B, whose product is annotated as Wnt family member 2B. Gene Ontology annotation, molecular function: frizzled binding; cytokine activity. The record is from RefSeq and is a predicted model, not a curated record. Gene Ontology annotation, cellular component: extracellular region. The transcript is spliced from 5 exons. Gene Ontology annotation, biological process: multicellular organism development; neuron differentiation; canonical Wnt signaling pathway. Bases 263 to 1444 code for a protein of 393 amino acids. Lineage: Eukaryota; Metazoa; Chordata; Mammalia; Scandentia; Tupaiidae.